GAGAGAGAAAUUCACAAAACACAUACAUGUUUACAUUAUACAUACUUAGAUAAAAACUUGCUCCUAAUCGUACGUACACCUACACUUAAAUAGCUUUGAGUCUAUCAGCACAAGUAUAUUAACACACGUACGCAUUUCUAUACAUUCAUAUACACAUAUAUAAAUAUGUACAAACAUACAUACAUAUACACUGGAAAACAAACAUCAGUAUUGACACACAUAUAUAUUAAUACAAGCUAACAUAUUGGAAUACAAAAGGAUUAAGAUAAUAACAAUAAUAAUGAUGAUAAUAAAAAGAUAAAUAAAUACAUAAAUGAUGAAGUCUUAAAAAUAUAACAUGUCUUGACAAACUAGUGGUGUCCAGGGUUUCGGAAUAUCCGAUAGAAAAUGCUGCGUGGAGAAGUCAGAUCGGGAAUUAAUUAAGAACACAAAACAAUAUCCACGAAUCCACGACGUACGAGCCCGGAAGACGACGUCAACUAUUUCACCGAUAUGUCUCAAGCAUGGUAACUAUAACUAUGUUAACGACAAGCAUUUCUCAAAAGUGGAGUAUGGUUUCAUUAAAAUCGCCAUUGGUCGGUUCGACAUGAAAAUAAACAAGAUUCGAAAAGACAAUGUUUCGAACUUCACCACGGCGGUAGUUAAUGUAGUCAACAGGAUGGCAUCUCUUAAAUAGAAAACCGACGUUUCUCUGAGAAACAUGAAUUGUUUUCGAAUAAAAACAAAUUGUUUCUAGAGACAGACAAGCUGUUUCUAGAACGCUAGGUAUUCUUUAAUGAUGGAGAUGAAUUCGUUGAGUAAGAACAAUUACCCUGGAGUUAAGCUUGACACACAACACCUGCAUGAACAUAUACUUCACAACUCGAGUGUAUUCUAUAUAGAUACCUCUGGGCAAAGCAACAUAGUGAGUUCGUCCUCAAUGACCGAAACUUACAAAUCAUUUCUUAGUUGCACAGAAGCUCAAAAGCAAUAUACUUGCGGCGUACUGAUCACGAUCAUUCUCGGUGCACUAUGGGUCGGUUUCACCCAGUUUUCCAAGAAUACCUACACAGAGUCUUUCACAGCUCCAUUGAUCGUCGUGUAUUUCCACACGUCUUGGCUGGUGGUUUUCUAUCCGGUUUAUAUUACAGUCGUUUUCAUUGUAGCCCGUGGUUCUAUACAGCUGAAGCAGUUAUACAGAAACUUGUCUGUUCAACAUAGAUGCAACCGGAAUUACAAGUUAGCUCAGUCAAUAACAUCACACAUAGAUUACAUAUUGGAGAGGGGAGGAAGGGGGGAAACCACUUCACACGAAUACAUACAAACCAACCAAAAGAAGCCGUUGGUUAACAGCUACAAUGAGAACGACAAUAACAGCAACAACAUAUCAAUAGCAUCACCAUCAUCAUCAGCGGCAACAGCAGCGGAAGCAUCACCACCACUACCACCGCCAAAAUCACCGGCAGCAUCAACAGCAUUUUUGUCGUCUUCGUCGUUAUUAUCAUCAUCCUCAUAUUCAUCAUCAUCAUUAACAACAACAGAAACAGCAAUAAUAGCAACAACAUCAGCCAACAAGGGCGUUUCAUUUGACAUGCUAAAAUUAGAAGACAAAUAUACUUUAAACACUUCUCACAAAUCACUUAUCAUUGAAAACCUCAAGAUUUACAAGGAAGAAACGAAGCUGGUACGUUUUUCAGUGAGGACAUGUGCUUUUUGUUUUAUUUGGGCAAUCAGUAACUACAGCUACAUCCGGGCUCUUCAGCUUCUCGAUUCUGUGGACGUCAUAGCGCUCUACUCAACCAAUCAGAGUUUUGUCUACAUGUUGUCAUGGAUUGUAUUAUUCGAAAAGUUCAUCGCUAUAAGGGUAAGAAUUUAUAAAUCCAUCCAUCCAUCCAUCCAUCCAUCCACUGAUCAAUCUAUCCAACCAUUCAUCCACCAUUCAUCUAUCUGCCACUCAAUCAAUCUAUCCAUCCAACCAUCCGUCCGUCCGAUUGCAUCUUCUAACAGUACAAUCGAUACGAUGACUAUAAUCGAUACAUUAGCAAUUUUUAUUCUGCUAUUGAACGUCCAGAUUUUCUGUAAAAAGUUCAUUGGGGAAGUUAAUUUUGGAAAGAUUUCACUAUUCUUGUCUUUAGUAGGUUUGACGAAUCUUCUAGUACUCUGGCCAUUCGUUCUCUUGUUUUACUUCACUAAAACCGAGUUCGUUGACUGGCUUGAUCUACCUUGGACACCACUCUGUGCUUCGGCUGUCUUCACCACAGCACACCAAUUGGUAUUUAAUUAUUCAGGAGUCUUCACAAUCACCUUCUUCAUAGAAACAGCUCUUCUAUUUGGCAUUCCUCUGGGUGCAAUUGCUGACAUUGUAUGGAGAAACAGCCAGUUUUCAGGAAUGAAAAUAUCUGCAUUGGUUUUAAUCGAAGUUGGACUUUUGCUUACCAUUUUACCAGAAGGUUGGCAUCAUUACGUAAUUCGUGGUUUUAGAUUCGUCAAAGAAUUAGUAACAAAGCCACCACCUGAAGAAGAUAUCCCACCUCAGACUUCAAGAUUCGAAUGGAGAAAUUCGAUCAAUUGAUUCUUCUCGAAGAACAUUGUAGUAUUUUAUACAAAAACAACGGUGACACUGGGCACAAGAUUUAUUGUGCGUUCAUUUAUACAAGAUAUCGUUUGUUUCUUAUUCUUCUCUGUAUCGCAUGUUUGUCUCAGUAUUGCCUGACGAUGAAAGCAUGUUUACUACAUCCUCUUCACAAAGCUCGUAGAAAAUCUACGAGUAAGUUCUGUUUGUAUCACCUCAUAAUGGAUACUGUGGAUGAAAACGUCUGACAAUCACAACACUACUAAAGAAUUUAGAAGUCAAUUCACAAACGCAAUGUGCAUUUAAAUCUCAUUAAAUCGUAUAAGGUGAAUUUUUUCACUCAAAUUCAAACUCAAAUGUGUAUAUAGAACAAGCCGUCACUAUGCUGUGUGUGUAUGUGUGUGUGCUUUAAUAACUUUAGGACGUAAUCUAUUACACCGCUAAACUUAGUGGCUAUUUAAGUAAUGUGUUCGUGGAUAGUUAAUGAGUCUGGUGUGAUACUGAAGAAGGAGCAAGUACUCCCGAAAUAUGCAUAUACACCUAUUACCUAUUUUUCUAUCUUCGAUCGUAUUGUUUACAUAGACGUAUUCGUAUACGAAACGUCGUAACUUGCAGUGUUGGCUCUAAAUUCUAUAGAAUAUCUGUGGAGAUAAUUUAAAAGUGAUUCAAUCGCACUGCUAACACAAAAACGUAGGACACAUUAUUGACUUAUAAAUCUUUAAUACACUUGGUAGUAUAUUAUGGUUGUUAAACGAAAUACGGUACGACUACCAGCAAUUGAUAUAUAUAUAUAUAUAUAUAUAUAUAU
Messenger RNA from Octopus bimaculoides (California two-spot octopus), 3359 nucleotides. Its product is annotated as solute carrier family 35 member F4. NCBI's taxonomy places the organism in Eukaryota, Metazoa, Mollusca, Cephalopoda, Octopoda, Octopodidae. The record is from RefSeq and is a predicted model, not a curated record.